CCCCCGCCGAGCUGCCACUUCUCCGCCGCGCCAUGGGCUCGCCGCGCCAGCCGGCGCCCGGCAAGGCAGCUGCCUCGUGCCCCUCGCCACCCUCACCACCGCCAUGGGCAACCUCGCGGGUGUUCCGGCUCCUGCAGCUGGCCCUCCUGGUCUUGGGGCUGCUCGCUGGCUCGCCCGGCCGGGCGGCCCCCGAGGCCAUCGGGCGUCUGGAAAGGCCACUGGCCGAGGCGCGCCUGGCCGCCGCGCCCGGGCAGGCCUACCUGCACGCGGCCCCGCUGCGGCUACACAAUGCCCCGGACUUCCAUGUGGCCGGGUAUCUGGAACGCCGGCCGGCCCUCGCGGCGGUCCUCCGCCCGGCCGACCUUGCCACCGAGCUGUUCGAGCAGCACCCCGCCGUCAAGGCGCCCGCUGGCCCGGUCGAUCCGCGCCUGGGGGCUCUCUUCCACAUGGUCGCCCAUCAGACGCUGGUCGACCCGGACAUGGUGCCCCCCCCUUCGCCGGCGCCGCCGGAGCACGGGGUGCUGGUGGUGCCGACAUCCGGCGCUCACCCGGCGUACCUUUCCCUGCGUGACACAUCCAUCUGGCGGGUGGCCAACGGCCCGACCGUCGGGGCGUCCGUGCAUGCCGGGUACCGGGUCCUGGCGGCGCGGGGCUCCGACAGCCAAUUCAUCCAUGUGCUGGUCCAGGCCGCGGGAGGGCUCACGCUUUUGGACUUCUCCGCUGCAGGGCUGACCGAAAGGCCGAUCUCCCUGCCGGCGGAGGUGACCCAGCCGCAGCAUCUCACCGCGCAGGUGUCCUUCUCCGGGGAAUUCUACGUCCAGCAUGGGGAGGACGUCUACUUUUUGCAGGGGGACGGGCCACUCACUCGGACGAUCGCCGACUCGGCCCCGGCGGCCCUGGCCACGCGUCUGCUCACCACCCAGCCGAGCUUGUUGGACAUGGUGUCCUUGGGGGCCGACCGGAAAUUGGCAAUCCGAACCGAACACCGGGUCGCCACCGGCGGCACGGUCUUCAGCCGCGCCAUCCCGGAAGAAGUGAGCCUGACCGGGCGCUUUCUCAACCCCCCGGUUACGUCCCUGCCGGCGGAUUCGCCCCAGCGAUAUCUCUACUACGACGACACGGCCCAGCCCGGGGGAUCCCUCUGGCGGGUGGACAUGGACGACGCCCUGGCCUGGACGCGGCUCAUUGUGCCGGCCAGCCUGGCCCGGGCCGUCAUCUCGCUGGUGGAGCUGGAUCUGAGCCCGAGCCUGGGCGGCCGGCGCUGGUACCUGGUGGCCGGCGGCCGGGUGCUCCUGGACACCGCGGCCUUCUGUGCGGGCGACCCGUCGGUGGUGUGCGAUGUGCCCGGGGGGGCUGCCACGGCCAACGGCUGGACCUGCGCCCCGGGGCGCGUCCUGUCGCCGCUGCUCGGGUCCGGGGCCCUGUGUGGCGGCUGCGCGGAUGGCUGGCGCUCGGAGCCGGCUGACCAGUCCAAUGAGGACCGGUGCAUCCCCUGCCCAAUGGCCAAGUGCCAGGCGUGCACGGCCACCGAGUGCCUCCGAUGCAUGGACGGCUGGCUGCUGGGCCCCGAUGGCUGUGUGGCCGCCUGCCCGGCGGCCACCACGCACCACGGCGACCGCUGCCUGCCCCACCACGGCCAGGCCGGCUUCCGCCUGACGCCGUACGCGGAUCCCGGGCUCUCCGGCACAUACUCCUGCGUGGCGGCCACCUGGCUGGUCCCCGGCGCCUCGGGCGGGGUGAGGCUCCGGACGCCGGGCUCGGGCCCGGGCCCGGAUGGUGUGCUGCUCUUCGGCGCCGGAGCCCCGGCGGCGGCGGUGGCGGCGGCGUCCUCGUCGUCCUCGUCGGCGCCGCCGCCGCCGCCGCCGCCGCCGCCGCUGCUGCACCACCGGCUGCCCGGGCCCUGGCCAAGCGCCGAGCCACUGCCGGUGACUGCCCUGCCCGGCGGACACGCGCUGGCCCUGCUGCACGCGCAAGCCCGGCGGUAUGUGGAAUUUGCGCCGCUGCUCCUCGGCGCCGAGGUGCUCCUGCUGGGGCUCGCCUGCCUGGCCGAUGGGCACCUUGCGAAGGUGACCUUCCGCUGUGUGCCGGAGCCCGACGGCCAGGCCUGCACGCCGGACGACCUGCCGCCGGAGGGGCUGGCCUCCGGCUGCACCGACCUCGCGCCCCUCGGGCCCGGGGCCGUGGUGGCCAUGGCCGCCGAGGUGGCCACCCUGUGGCGGGUCCGGCCGUCGGACGGGCAGCUGGAGGCCCUGCCCCUGGGCAGCUGGGCCAGCAUGCCGGGGCCGUUCCCGGCCGCGGGGCGCCCGCCGCUGGCGCUCCUGCGAGACUGGCCCUCGGGCCGGACGCGGCUGGCCCCGGUGCAGGCCCUGGCCGAGGGCGACCCGCGGGUGGCCGGCCCGCUGCCCGGCGAUCCGCCGGCCUUCCCGCCGGAUGGCCAGGACCCGGCCUCGGCCGGGGCGCUCUUUGCGCCGGUCACCCUGCGCGCCGGGCGCUCGGCCGCCGGGGCGGAGGUUGUCCUGUCGCGGGUGCGCGCCACCCCCGGGGCCGGCGAGCCGGCCGUGUGGGAGGCGCUCCACGCGCCGGCCGGCAUCCUGCCCCAGGCCCGCACGGCCGGCCUGGCCACCGAGGCCCUGGUCCUGGCCCCGCUGCAAGUGGACCCGGGCCCGGACUUCCAAGUGCUGGCGGUGGAUUUGCCGGGCGACGGGCUGAACGCCCACCCGAGCGCCCUGCUGCUGGUCACGCCGCAGGUGGUGGGCCUGGCGGCCCUGCACUGCCCGGCCGCCGGGGCCGCCUGCCGGCUGGGCCCGGCUCGCCUGAUGCCCCCGCCGCCGGGGCUGCUCCGCGCGCAGGACGCCACGGCCGUGGCCGUGGGCCCGCCCGGGCAGGGGCUCCUGCUGCUGGCCCCGGCCACCGGGCCGGCCAUCCUCCUGCAUCUGUGGGAGGACCCCUGCCCCGAGGGGACCUUCCCCCCGGCGUGCACCCCCUGCCAUGAGCUCUGCCUUGCCUGCCAUGGCCCGGGCCGGGCCGACUGCACGGCCUGCCGGCUGGCCCUGCCCCUCGAGCCGGGGGUCUGCCUGGCCGACUGCCCGCCAGGCACGUGGGCCGACUCGGCUGCCGGGCUGUGCGCCUGCCACCCGGGCUGCCUGCGCUGCGCGCCUGCCCCAUCCCCCGGCGCGUACGAGUGCCUCGAGUGCAUCCCCGGCACGUCGCCCUCCCCGGGGAAUGCCCUCCCCGGCCGGUGUCUUGCCUGCCAUGCUACCUGCUCGGAAUGCUCGGUCGCCGGCGACCCGGCCGCUUGCACACGCUGCUGGCCGGGGCUCCUGCUCCACGGCGCCCACUGCUUGGACGCCUGCCCGCCGGGGUUCUGGCCCGACGAGCAGGACACCUGCCAGCCCUGCACGGCCCACUGCCAGUCCUGCCUCGGGCCGACCGCCUGCGAGACAUGCGCGCCGCAGUACUUCCCCCUCGGCGGCCAGUGUGCCCGGUGCGACGGGACCUGCGCCGCCUGCGACCGGGCCGAUGCCUGCCUCGCCUGCCAGCCGGGGCUCAUCUUCCUGCAGACCGACCCCCAGGCCGGGUCCCUGUGCGGCAGCAUGUGCGCCCCGGGCGAGUACGCCGGGCCGGCCCGCUGCACGGGCUGCCACGCCUCGUGCAGCCUAUGCGCCGGUGCCGCCCACCAGUGUCAGGUGUGCGCCGCGGGCCACCGGUGGUCCGGGGCCGCGCCGGCGCCCGGGGCCACCGGCACAUGCGUCGCCUGCCCGCCCGGCUGCACCGGCUGCACCCCGAGCAAGUGCCUCGGCUGCGAGGAGGGCCUCUUCCUGACGCACGCGGGCGCAUGUGUCGACAGCUGCCCGGGGGGCACCUUCGGCGACGCCGACACCGGGACCUGCCAGCUGUGCGAUGUCAGCUGCCAGGAGUGCGCCGGGCCGACGGACGCCCACUGCUCGGCCUGCGCCCCGGGGCUGGACCCGGUCCCCGCGCCGGGGGGGCUGUGGACCUGCGCGCCGGCCUGCCCGGAGGGCCAAUUCCGACCGGCCGGCGCCACCGACUGCCAAGCCUGCCAUGAGGCCUGCUCCACUUGCAACGGCCCGACCAACAUGGACUGCUGGCGGUGCGCCGAGGGGGUGCUGCAGGACCGCGAGUGCCGGCAGGCAUGUGCCGCGGCUCAUGUGGCCAUGGCCGGGCGGUGCCUGCCCUGCCACGCCUCGUGCGAGUCGUGCACCGGGCUCCGGAGCACCGAGUGCGACCAGUGCCCGGGCGACCUGCUGGCCCUGCCGGCCGGCCAGUCGCCGGUGCGCUGUGUGGCCGCCUGCCCGGUGGGCUACCAUGGCGAUGGGUCCGGGUGCGCCGCCUGCCCGGCGCGCUGUGCCAGCUGCCCGGCCCAAGCGUCGGCCUGCUCCCUGUGCGAGCGGGGCUGGCUGCUGGCCGCGGCGGCCUGCGUGACCGACUGCCCGGCCGGGUCCUCGGCCCAGGGCGGCCUUUGCUCCACCUGCCAUGGGAGCUGCUCCAGCUGCUACGGCCCCGGGCCGGACCACUGUCUCUCGUGCGCGGCGGCCACGCCGCUCCAGUGGGGCUCCAGCUGCCUGGGCGAAUGCCCCGCCGGGACCUUCGACAGCGCCUCUGUCUGCACGCCCUGCCAUGUCACCUGCGCCACCUGCACCGGGCCGCUGGACUCGCAGUGCAUCACCUGCCCGGGAGACCGGGCGCUCCAUGCGGGCGCCUGCCUGGCCGCCUGCCCGGCCGGGCAUUUUGCCGAGCACCCCGCCGCCGACGGGGCCGUGUGCCGGCCAUGCGCCGGCUCGUGUGGCACUUGCACCGGGCCGGCCGCUGACCAGUGCACCAGUUGCCCCGGCUCGGCGUUCCUGCAUGGGGGCCGGUGCGUGGCCGCCUGCCCCGGCGGCACCUUCGCCUGCCGGACCAACGGGAGCUGCCAGCCCUGCGACACGGGCUGCCGCGAGUGCACCACGCUCACCAGCGUCGGCGGCCACUGCGCCGCCCUCUGCCACGCAUGCCAGCAUGACCGGGUCCACUCGCCCAUGACCGGGCGCUGUGAGGCGGCAUGCCCGCCCGGCGAGUAUGACACCCUGGCCCGGGGGUGCGCCACCUGUGCCGGGCCCUGCCGGGGGUGCUUCGGCUCGGCGGACCAUUGCACAUCCUGCCUGGACCCGGCCCUGUGGCUGGAGCCCGGCACCGGGGCCUGCGUGGGUGUCUGCCCCGAGGGGCAGGGCGUCGCGGCCGAGUGGCCCGCCACCAGCCCCUGGCUCCCGGCCCGGGUGUGCCUCGCCUGCCCGGACGGGUGCGAGCGCUGUGCGGCCGACUCCCCGGCCGACCGGUGCGCCAUCGGUCCCGACGGGCGCCUCUCCUGCCGGCCGGCCGACACAUGCACUUGGUGCGGCCCCGGCCUGCUGCUCCACGCGGGGGCCUGUGUUUCGGACUGCCCGCCUGGCAACUUCGCCGACGGGCUGGCCUCGCCCGCGGCCUGCACCGCCUGCCAUCCCGGCUGCAAGGAGUGCCAUGGCCCCGGAGCGGGCGACUGCACUGGCAACUCGGCCGGCCGAUCCUCCCUCGGCCUUGCGCUCGGCCUCGGAGUCGGGCUCCUGCUGCUCUUGGUCCUGGUGGCGCUCGCCGCCCUGGUGCUUUGGCGGCGCCGGCCCGCGCGCUGGGCCUCCUCCGUCCCCUCUGCCGCCAAGGCUGCCGAUGAAGAUGCUACCAUCCUCAACACCAUCGUUGAGCUCUCACUACCGGGGUCGGUGCUGGUCAGCCUGGAGACGGACUUCCGCCGCGAGGGCCACGCACACCUCGGCGCCGGGACCCAGGGGACCGUGUAUGUGGCGCAGGCGGUGGGCGUCGGGAUCGCCGAGCGCCUGGGCUGCCCGGCCACCGUGGCCAUCAAGUGCCUGGACCCCGGCCAGGCCCCGCACGCCCUGGCCAUGUUCCAAAAUGAGGUGUCCCUGCUGUGGUCCCUGCGCGAGCACCGGCACAUCCUCCGGUUGUACGGCUACUCGGAUGCCCCGCCGGCGCUGGUCCUGCACCGACACGACGCCGACCUGGACACCCUCUUGCGGUCGGAAAUCGCGCUCGGCCCCCAGGACACCCUGGACAUCAUCCACCAGUGGGCCGCCGGUGUCGAGAUCAUGCACGCCCAUCGGCUGGCCCACGGCGACAUCAAGCCCGGCAAUGUCCUUGUCAGCCGGCUGCCCGGGGGCGCAUGGCAUGCGGCCGUCGGGGACCUGGGCACGGCGCGCGACCUGGCCCCCGGCCGGACAUCGGCCCUGGUCCUGCGCGUGCCGGACAUCAGCGCCAUGACCAUUCGCUAUGCGGCGCCGGAGGUGCUGGCGGCCCACCAGCGCCGCCAGCCCCUGGCCACCGAGCACUGCCUCGCGGCCGACAUCUACGCCGCGGCCAUCAUGCUCUGGGAGUGCCUCACGCGCACGAGCGCCUGGCCGGACGCCACGGUGGACCACAUCACUUUGAGCGUCCGCAAUGGUCACCGACCGGAGCUGGAUCUGGCCCUGGCUCGCUUUUCCCCAGGCCCGAUGGUCGAUCGCCUGCGCCCCAUGUGCGACCUGCUGGCCGUCGCCUGGCAGCAGGACCCCCACGCCAGGCCGGCGGCCGGGGCCUUCCGGCAAAGGUGUGCCAUGUGCCACCAGUCGACGACCCUUCCUUGACAUGCCCCGCCAGGGCUCUCGAGCGGCCGGAAGCUCGGCCCCGGGCCACCAGCACAUAUGGACAGCCGGCGAGACGCACAUUUUUCCGCGCCCGAAAGAAAUACACCACAGGACGGGA
Fonticula alba is the source of this 6786-nucleotide messenger RNA. RefSeq names its product TKL protein kinase. Bases 33 to 6668 code for a protein of 2211 amino acids. Gene Ontology annotation, biological process: protein phosphorylation. Gene Ontology annotation, molecular function: protein kinase activity; ATP binding. The record is from RefSeq and is a predicted model, not a curated record. NCBI's taxonomy places the organism in Eukaryota, Rotosphaerida, Fonticulaceae. The transcript is spliced from 8 exons.